Molecule: messenger RNA, 1776 nt
Organism: Camellia sinensis
Lineage: Eukaryota; Viridiplantae; Streptophyta; Magnoliopsida; Ericales; Theaceae
Source: RefSeq, a predicted model, not a curated record
AUGAAAGCAGCAUGGAAUUUUGUGGACAUGGCUAAAAGGAAUGCAGGGUAUCCAGAGAAGAUUAUAUGUCCUUGUAAAGAUUGUCGAAACUUAAGUCACCAUUGUAUUGAGGUUGUGUAUGAGCAUUUGGUCAUAAAGGGAAUGGAUGAAACUUAUACAAAUUGGUUUCAUCAUGGAGAACAACCACAUGUCAGUGAUAAACCUGAUAUGGAAAUGUUAGGCUCAUACAAUUUAUUUAAAGCUGCAUGUGCGCGAGAUGACAAUUAUGAAAAAUCUGUUGACGAAAGUGGGGAUGAGGAUUUUUUCAAAUUACUGGAAGAUGCAGAAACUCCAUUAUAUUUAGGUUGUGAAAAAUACACAAAGUUGUCAGCAAUUGUAGCUCUUUACAAGCUCAAAGCUGUAAAUGAAUGGUCUGAUAACAGUUUUAAUAAACUUCUGGAGAUAUUACAUGAUAUGUUACCAAUGGGAAAUGUCAUUCUGAAGUCUGUAUACUCUGUGAAAAAAUUUGUCAAAGCAUUUGAUUUAGGAUAUGAGAAGAUCCAUGCUUGUGUGAAUGAUUGUUGUUUGUUUAGAAAAGAGAAUGCUGAAAUGGAGAGUUGUCCAAAAUGUGAUUUUUCACGAUGGAAGGUCGAUCAACGCACCAAUAAAAUUAAAAAAGGUGUUCCUGCUAAAGUGCUAAGAUAUUUUCCUAUAAUCCCAAGGUUUAGGAGGAUGUUUAGGUCAUCACAAAUGGCUGAAGAUUUAAGGUGGCAUUCUACUCAUAAAAGUGAAAAUAGCAAGAUGCGACACCCAGUUGAUUCUUGCUCAUGGGACUUGGUAAAUAAUAAGUGGCCACUCUUUUCAUCAGAUCCUCGCAAUCUGAGACUAGGUCUAGCGGCUGAUGGUUUCAAUCCAUUUCGUAAUUUGAGUUCUACGUACAGUUGUUGGCCCGUGAUGCUAGUUGCAUAUAACUUCCCACCAUGGUUAUGUAUGAAAAGAGAAAAUGUUAUGUUGACAUUAUUGAUUCCAGGAAAAAAGCAACCAGGUAAUGACAUUGAUGUAUAUUUACAACCGCUUAUAGAAGACCUGCAAGAGUUGUGGAAUAAUGGGGUGAAUAUUUAUGAUGCUUUCACAAAAACUGUUUUCAAUUUGAGGGCAAUUUUGUUAUGGACAAUAAAUGACUUUCCAGCAUAUGGAAAUCUCUCUGGGUGUACUACGAAGGGUAGAAUAGCAUGUCCUAUAUGUGGCAACAAUACAUACUCACAGUGGCUAAAAUUUAGUAGGAAGUUUGCAUACAUGGGCCACAGGUGCUUCCUUCCACCAUCUCACCCUUUUCGAAAGAAAAAAACUUGGUUUGAUGGUAAGGAAGAAAAGAGAAGAAAUCCAAAAAUCAUGACUGGCAACAACAUUUGGGUUUCUAUUAAAGACAUGAAGAAUGAUUAUGGAAAAAGUGGAAAGAAGAAGCGAAAGCGAGAUAAUGAACCUAUUCAAACGUGGAAAAAGAGGUCAAUUUUUUUUGAAUUACCUUAUUGGAAGGAUGGUCUCAAUGCUCGUAAGGAUUUACAAGAAAUGGGAAUACGACAUGACUUGCAUCCAGAAGACCAUGGGAAUAGAACAUACCUCCCUGCAGCUGCACAUACACUAUCAAGGACUGAAAAGAAAAUAUUUUGCAAGAGGUUAUUUGACCUAAAAAUUCAUCACUCAAUGUUGAUUGAUGUUCCACCUGAAAGUUGGAACGACCUUCAAGAAUCCACAUCCAUUAAUCCAAAAUUCUUGAAUUGCGAGCUACUUGAUUAA